GCUAGAUGUAUUGUAAAUGAAAAGAUUAAAAAUAUAAUAACAAUAACAAUGGUAUAUUUUGGUCCAUUUUACAAGAAUACUGCAAAUUAGGUAAUGUUAUAUUGUAUAUGGAACUUGCUGGGGAGAGCCAGCAAAAGAAUUGGUUAAAUCCCAUAGAACUCUUCAAAAGAAAAGAAAUUGUGAAGAUAUGUGCUCCUAUGGUUCGAUAUUCCAAAUUACCGUUCCGUUGUUUAGUUCGAAGAUAUGGUUGUGAUUUGGCAUUCACUCCCAUGAUUGUUUCUGAUUCCUUCAUCCAAUCACAGAAGGCGAGAGACAGUGAUUUCACGACUAAUGCUUCCGAUCGCCCACUAGUUGUCCAGUUUGCAUCAAAAUGUGCCAAGGACUUUGCUGAUGCAACCGAAUUGAUUGUGCCAUUUUCAGAUGGUGUUGAUAUGAACUGUGGCUGUCCUCAAAGAUGGGCGAUGAAAGCUGGUUACGGGGCAUAUCUCAUACAGAACCCUCAACUGAUAGAAGAUAUGGUCAAACAAACAAAACAAAGGGUUCCGAAUGACUUUCCUAUCUCUAUUAAAAUCCGAAUUCAUCACAAUACAAGGGAGACUGUGGAUGUGUGUCGAAAAGCGGAACAUGCUGGAGUGUCAUGGAUUACAGUACAUGGUAGAACAAUAGAACAGCGAUCACAACCUUGCUCCUACGAAACCAUAAAGUUGAUAAAGGAUAGUGUCAGUAUUCCAGUUGUUGCCAAUGGUGACAUAAGAAAUGAUGAUGACAUUGCCCAAGUAAAGGAAGCUACGGGUGUUGAUGGUGUCAUGGCUGCCAGAGGCAUUUUAGUAAAUCCUGCAAUGUAUGCUGGGUACAAGUCACUUCCAAUACAAUGUCUUCAGGAUUGGAUUGAUAUCAGCCUUUCGAUAGGCAUUUCCUACACACAUUUUCAUCAUCAUCUCAUGUUUAUGCUGAAAAAAGUUCUUGGCAAACAAGAAAGAAGAGUUUUUAACAGUUUGACAAAUCUCCAUGCAGUUCUGCAGUACAUCGAGGAGAAUUUUGGGAUCACGAGAAAGAUGCCUGCCAGUUUUUAAAAAGCAAAAAUAAAAAUGGGCGAAACUGUUUCCGUGGGAAAGAUUUUUAUGUUAUUUUUGGAGAAAGACUUUUAUGUUCUUUUAUCAACCAAAAGAAAACAUGUGAACAGAAUUAGAUUUUUAACGUUUAGUGGACACGAACCGUUUAUUCGAUACGGCUCAAUUACAGUGGCUUACAUGAAGUAAUCAUCUAUUGUAUGCUAAUUUCGAAAUGUGCCAUUAUUCAAAUAAAUGUUCUCGUUCCACA
This is a messenger RNA of Xenia sp. Carnegie-2017, 1320 nucleotides long. RefSeq names its product tRNA-dihydrouridine(20a/20b) synthase [NAD(P)+]-like. Gene Ontology annotation, biological process: pentose-phosphate shunt, non-oxidative branch; D-ribose metabolic process; tRNA processing. NCBI's taxonomy places the organism in Eukaryota, Metazoa, Cnidaria, Anthozoa, Malacalcyonacea, Xeniidae. The transcript is spliced from 10 exons. The record is from RefSeq and is a predicted model, not a curated record. Gene Ontology annotation, molecular function: flavin adenine dinucleotide binding; tRNA dihydrouridine synthase activity; ribose-5-phosphate isomerase activity. Bases 108 to 1073 code for a protein of 321 amino acids. Gene Ontology annotation, cellular component: intracellular membrane-bounded organelle.